Messenger RNA from Choloepus didactylus (southern two-toed sloth), 1423 nucleotides. RefSeq names its product coiled-coil domain containing 160 (gene CCDC160). The transcript has 2 exons. Lineage: Eukaryota; Metazoa; Chordata; Mammalia; Pilosa; Megalonychidae. The record is from RefSeq and is a predicted model, not a curated record. The coding region runs from base 81 to 1046 and encodes 321 amino acids.
GUUCAAAUUGGAGGAGUAGAGUAACAGGAUCCAGUGUAACACCUUGGACUUCAGGAACUGCACUGGAAGAGGUUCCUGAAAUGGGUGCUAGAAGAAAACAGUGGAAGAAGAAUAUGUUUAUUCCUUCUAUUAGUACACAGGAUAUGCUAAGUCAGACUUCCCAGUCUGAAUCUUCUUUGGAACAAACAACUUCAGAUAAGACCAGGAGAAUGGAAGAAAUUUUUAAUUUGUCCAGUAGAAAGUUUCAAGAAAGAAAUAAAUAUAAGAGGAAAGAAUGUAUUUUCCAAGUAAAUGAGAAAGAACAAGAGCCAAAGUUAAGAGAGAGAAAAAUAAACAUUUCAAAGAAAGAAGCAGACACAAAUCCUGCCUCCUGUGAAGCAACUAAUUUGGAUGUGGCAACCAAAGAAAGUGUUAAAAGCACAGAAAACCGUUCUGCAUGGAGGACAAAGGAAUUACCAAUCGUACGCCAGCGAGACACAAGGAAGAAAAUCACCGAAGGAAUGUCUCCCAAACUUCGCCUGAACCUUUUGAAUGAGGAACUGGAAGAACUUAAUAUGAAAUGCAAAAGAAUAGAAGAGGAAUUUGAAAAUGCCAAAAAAGAACUUUUGAACUCGAAAAAAGAAGUUUCCACAAAACCUCUAAAUUCUGAAGAAACAGCAAGGGACGCCUUGAAGAACAACCAGGAGCUUCAAGCUUUAAGAAAUAACCUGUCUGAAAAAGCAACAAACAUAAAAAACUUAACCAAAGAGCUCCAGCAAGCCAAAGAAGUCAUCCACAAGUUGAAUCUAGAGAACAGAGAUUUAAAAGAAACUGUCAGGAAAUUAAAGCAUCAAACUGAGGUUGGAAAUGCACUCCUAAAAGAAGAAAUGAAGUUAUAUUAUGAAUUAGAAAUGGAAAAGAUCCGCGGAGAGCUCGAAGCCAUCAAGAAUGAGCUGAGGGUGGAGAAGACCCUGCAGGCAAAAAAUAACAGGACCCUGGAGAUGCUUAGAAAACCCUUUGCCUCAGUAACAAGUACCCUUGACCGCUUUACGGGGGAUUGUUUUUGAAACUUAAAAGCCUUUCAUUAGGCAAAUCAUUGAGCCAAAUCAGUGUUUAUUGUACUUUCUUUGUCUACUACUUAAAACGUGUGUAACAGGAUAUAAUUUUCAUUUCUGUUGAAUCAGAGUAUCUGAAAACAUGUAGAUGUUAAUGUCAAAGCUUCCACUUUUACUUUCUAAUGAAGUUAUUGUGAAAGUCCAAAUGGAAAUGAAGCUUCAGAAAUCUUUUUUUUAUAUAUUUCAUCAGACACAUGGUGAUUCACCAAAUCAUUUAUGAAUACAAAUAACAGCUAUUUUGUGAUCUUGUGAGCUAUACGUCCUUGGCACGUGAAUAUUCUGACAUCUGUGUUCAUUGAUGUUAACAAUAAAAAAUUUGUUUCUGUGUA